Molecule: messenger RNA, 2247 nt
Organism: Westerdykella ornata
Lineage: Eukaryota; Fungi; Ascomycota; Dothideomycetes; Pleosporales; Sporormiaceae
Exons: 7
Coding region: 252-1985 (577 amino acids)
Cellular component (GO): cytosol; nucleus; ribonucleoprotein complex
Molecular function (GO): poly(A) binding; mRNA 3'-UTR binding; poly(U) RNA binding
Source: RefSeq, a predicted model, not a curated record
UUGGGGUCACUACCCAGUCCUGCACAUUGCAAAAGUUUGACAUUUUCGACUCAAGCACUCGCAUUUUCUCUCCGACAUCUUCCUCUCAACGUUCCCCGAGUUUAACAACACACUCUCCUAGCGUCCUCAUUGCUGUGCUCUUUGUCACCUUUUCGAAAGCCUCGCGUUUCUUCGGACGGAACUUCUGCUGUCUGUUCUUCGUGCAUCCGUUUUCGAGUCCCCACAAGAUACUAUCCUCUCGAGCCAACGCCAUGACGACCGAUCGUCGCCAGAACACCUACAAUGCCCGGUACGGCCAACAGACUCCAGGUGCCGCCACUGCCUCUUACAUGGGUCGAGGUCCGCAUGGCUCUCAAGUAGCAGACGACAUGCAAAAUCUCGCGAGCGCCAUGACUUCCAUCAACCUCCACGCACCAUACGGCAAUGGGGCCGCUGCUCGGUCCGGCGCCUCCGUCAGUUCUUCUGAGUAUGCUGCUCUCCCUGGACAGGGUCUCUGGGUUCCCAAUCAGCAUAUUCUGGGCUCCAUGUAUCAAGUCCUACCCGGCACUCAUCAGCACAACGGCGUCACUCAUGCCGCUGGACUAUACAACCACGCUGGCGCUUUUGUUCCUGGAGCCUAUCCUUAUGGCCAAGCCAUUGCAGACAAUAGCCCCAUGGCAUCCGGCUGGACCAGUCGUGUAUCUUCUAGUGAAAUGCCGUCUUUGAUGAGUCCGCGACGUGACUCCAUGUCCUCGAACGAGAAUGACAUUCCCGGUACACCCUACACCGGCAAUGGCGUCUACCGCUGGGGCUCCUCGACUGCCCCAGCCAUCAUGGACCGGUCUCCCAGUGGAGUGUACACACACAGUGGUACGCCGUCUCCGUCUCAGCUCGCAUCCUAUGCCCUUAAUGCGCCGCUGCCAAAGCAACAGCAGAGCAUGCCGCCCAUCUCGCCCCAUCUGUUGGCGCUCCUCCACAAGGAACCUGCCAUUCCUCGGGCGAUCCCGGCUCCCAGUUCACCUCUCAAGCCAUUGGACCGCAGCUUGGAGAACAAGAAUGGUGAGACCAAUGUCUACAUUCGCGGUUUACUGCCAGAGACGACCGACGAGAUGCUCCAUGCAUGGGGAAGCCGCUUUGGGGAUAUCCAGAGCUCGAAGUCUAUCAUCGACUUGAAGACCAAUCUCUGCAAAGGGUUUGGUUUCAUCAAAUAUCACAACUUCGAAGACGCCGAGAAUUGUAUCCGUGGAUUCCAUUAUCUUGGGUAUGAAGUGAGCUUUGCCCGAGAAUCUUUUUACGCCAAGCUGAAGAAGUUUGCCGACGAGAACAACACGAAUCUUUACGUCUCCAACAUCCCGAAGAACAUGAACGAGCAUGCACUAAGCGCUAUCUUCGCUCCUCACAAAGUCUGCUCGAGCAAGAUCCUUCGUGAUGCUACCGGUACGGGCCGUGGUGUCGGGUUCGCUCGCUUUGAAAGUCGCGAAAUUUGUGAGGAGAUUAUUCGAAAGUUCAACAACACCCCUGUGUCGAUGCCCGGAGGAGAGGAACACCUUAUCCAGAUCCGCUACGCCGAUACCCAGGAGCAGAAAAUGCUCAAGCAGCAGACUGCGGCUGGUAGAGUCUUCCGCGCCGCCGAGUAUGAAGUCGGCGUCGCUCAAGUCCGCGCAAUGAGUGCUCCUAAUCGCUAUAUGAGCCUCUCACCUGAUGGGCAGAACGGGCUCAAUGAGUAUGAGGUGUACCUCCAAGGACAACAGAGCAAUGGUACGCCCUUUGUUGGACAGCCUCCCCGUUAUCGACAGCCAUGGGCUCCGGCAAUUCCUUCCACACUGGGAAUGUCGCACUCCGUCAUGCCAACUGUAGCUCAUGCUACCAUUCCUGGAGGAUAUGUCAAGACUGAGCAAGGCGACUCGUCUGAUCGAGGCCCUGAUGUCAAGGCGGACCCUGCGACACCCGUCAAGAAAGACAACGGCUCUGUUUCCCCGAACACUGACUCUACCCGUGACGACUAGAGCAGUCGAGCGUCACCAUUGACCGAGUUAUAAACCCUAUGCGAUUGGGUCGCAACUCUGCAAAAGUUAUUCUUCGAAAUGGCCUCCCAGUCACAUCACUUCCGGCAUUUCCCGAAAACUGUUUUGGACACAGUCCUCACGCAUAACAUUCCUUCGGACGAACUCGUCGCAUGUUACUUGCAUUCCCUGCAUUGCGAAGGCAAUCUUCCUCACUACCUGCGAACCUUCUGUCAAGGCCCGAACACUCGCUUGCUCAUCGUCA